AUGGGUGGCGCUGACAGAGCUGGUGGCAAGGCCAAGCCCCUCAAGGCUCCUAAGAAGGAUAAGAAGGAGCUCGACGAGGAUGACAAGGCUUUCCUCGAGAAAAAGAGAGCCGAGGAGAAGGCCCGCAAGGAUCUCGCCGCCAAGGCCGGCGGCAAGGGUCCCCUCAACACCGGUGCCCAGGGCAUCAAGAAGUCCGGCAAGAAGUAA
Neurospora hispaniola is the source of this 207-nucleotide messenger RNA. Its product is annotated as translation machinery associated TMA7. The transcript is spliced from 4 exons. The coding region runs from base 1 to 207 and encodes 68 amino acids. The record is from RefSeq and is a predicted model, not a curated record. NCBI's taxonomy places the organism in Eukaryota, Fungi, Ascomycota, Sordariomycetes, Sordariales, Sordariaceae.